AUGAACAUUUUGUAUACAAAUCGUUGGCAGGGAGGAAAAGCCUUUGGGCUGCUGAAGGCCCAGCAAGAAGAGAGACUCAGUGAAAUCAACAAGCAAUUCCUGGAUGAUCCCAAAUAUAGCAGUGACGAGGACCUGCCCUCCAAACUGGAAGCCUUCAAGAAGAAAUACAUGGAGUUUGACCUGAAUGGAAAUGGAGAUAUCGAUAUCAUGUCCCUGAAGCGAAUGCUGGAGAAGCUUGAGGUCCCCAAGACCCACCUGGAGCUAAAAAAAUUAAUCAGGGAGGUAUCCAGCGGCUCUGGGGAGACUUUCAGCUACUCUGACUUUCUCAAGAUGAUGCUGGGCAAGAGAUCUGCCAUCCUAAAAAUGAUCCUGAUGUAUGAAGAGAAAGCAAGAGAACAGGAGAAGCCAACGGGUCCCCCAGCCAAGAAAGCUAUCUCUGAGUUGCCCUGA
This is a messenger RNA of Mesoplodon densirostris (Blainville's beaked whale), 450 nucleotides long. It is a transcript of the gene AIF1, whose product is annotated as allograft inflammatory factor 1. Bases 1 to 450 code for a protein of 149 amino acids. Gene Ontology annotation, biological process: actin filament bundle assembly; ruffle assembly. NCBI's taxonomy places the organism in Eukaryota, Metazoa, Chordata, Mammalia, Artiodactyla, Ziphiidae. Gene Ontology annotation, molecular function: actin filament binding; calcium ion binding. Gene Ontology annotation, cellular component: actin filament; ruffle membrane. The transcript has 7 exons. The record is from RefSeq and is a predicted model, not a curated record.